AAAAAAUAGUUAAAAAAAUAGUCUGAUUGGCAAGUCAUAACUGCAAGUCAUAAAUGCAUUUCAUUUUUUGCUUAUACUAAAUGAUUUUCUUAAAAUAAUGGGUAAAUAUUAUUGUGCGUUUACAAUUAUCUUUUUAGGUAACAACAUAUCAAGAAAUGAGGGAUCUUCUCAUGCCAGUGAUGCUCAAUGGAAGGAUUACUUGAAUGUAGAAAAUAUUCCUGCAGACAUUCUUGUCUCUAGUAUGGAAAACUUAUGUGAUGAGAAUGGCAACUUGUUCCACUACGUUCAAAUGAAACUUGAUGCCUUUGAGACCAAUACUUGCAAAACAUGGUUCAGUGUUGGAAGAGAGCUGAAGGUUAAGUCUGAUAUGUUAAACUUGAUGAAAGCUGAAAGAAGAAGUCAUACCGAAUGUCUACUUGAACAUUUAAAAACCUUAGCAAAGGAGCCUACAAUGAGGGAAUUUGUUCAAGCCCUCAAAAAUUGUGGAAGAAAUGAUAUCGCAAAAUACAUCUGCAAUUGGCCAUGGCCACAACAAAACAUUGAGUAAGAAUCUGUUUAAUACAUAUUUUGCAAUAGAAUGGAAUCCACGU
Messenger RNA from Pocillopora damicornis (cauliflower coral), 590 nucleotides. RefSeq lists its product as uncharacterized. NCBI's taxonomy places the organism in Eukaryota, Metazoa, Cnidaria, Anthozoa, Scleractinia, Pocilloporidae. The record is from RefSeq and is a predicted model, not a curated record. Gene Ontology annotation, molecular function: signaling receptor activity; protein binding. Gene Ontology annotation, biological process: signal transduction; positive regulation of JNK cascade; positive regulation of canonical NF-kappaB signal transduction.